Symbiodinium sp. CCMP2592 is the source of this 4158-nucleotide messenger RNA. NCBI's taxonomy places the organism in Eukaryota, Dinophyceae, Suessiales, Symbiodiniaceae. The record is from the annotation of a GenBank genome assembly.
AUGCGGAAGGCCUUCGCUGCGGCGGCCAUCGACGGUACGGCGCGAGAUGUCGCGGCGCUGUGUGCCCGUGAAGCAGUGAAGGGCUUUCUGGAGAAGGCCAAGGCCCAAGAACCUCAAGCUGAGGCGUCCUCAGGUGAGCACGAACGGGAAGUUGCAGCUGCAUGUGCUCGAGUGGUUGUUGCUCGCUAUGUGGAGAAGGCAUCUCUGGAGGUCAAGACAGCGAAGCUGGUUUGCUCUGAGGGACCUGGACGAGAGGAAGCUGCUGCUUGUGCAAGGGUAGCUGUGGCGAGCUGGACAGCCAAGGCAUCCGAGGCUGCCAGAAGGGAAGGCCCGGAGGGAAAGGUGGCUGCGGCGUGUGCUCGUGUGGCAGUCGCCCGGUACGUCGAAAAGGCGAAGGAAGCGGUUCGAUCGCAAGGCGAAAGUCAAGAGAAGGCGGAACGGGAUCGAGUGCCCGAGUUUGUGAAGCGACACGAGGGUAAGGCUUUUGAGGAAGCACUCGCUCAAGGUGAUGAGCGACAGGUUGCUGCUCUUUGUGCACGAUAUGCAGUGAAGCAGUUCGUGGCGCAGGCCUCCGAUGUGGUUCGUCAGCAAGGCACGCCGCCUGCGUCUGUGCAGAGCACGGUCGAGAAGGUUCAUUCAUCUGUGGUGAAAGCGGCGAACCACCUUGCUGCGGCUGCCCAGGCGACUGUCGAGAACCUCGAAGGCUUGGUUUCCGAUUGCGAAGAUCCUGCGAAUGCAAAUUCUGAAGAAGGAGUCGAGUCACCGCGUGGCACAAGAAGUCCGAUGAAGCCCGACGGUGUUGCCCCGAAGAAGAAGCGGCCAGCUCCGAAGUUGAAGGGGGCGGGCCCAACUCACGUCCCGCUGGCGCAGAUGGAGCCUUGGACAGCGCCACCUUCUCCGCAAACCUUGCUGGCAGAACUGGCCCUCCCGCCGCCAAAGAAGGAGAAGGCCCAGGCCAAGAUCCGGCCCUACGACGUUGAGGAGGAGCGAAAGCGAGACGUGGAGCUGCUACAGCAAAGGCACCAGGAAAACCUUCAGCGCCAGAGGCAGGUGCAGCAGGAGCUGCGGACCCAGCACCAGCAAAGCUUCGUGCGGGAUGUCAGUGGGCAGACCAGUCUGGCUCCACAAGGAUCAUCUCGGGAUUGGCGUCCGCGUGUCAGUGCAGAACCACAGCCGCCAAAGCCCAAGAAAGGCCGUGCAGGUGUGCGAGCCAGCUCCUCUCGUCAAAGCCGGUUCAAGCCAAGCGAGGCGGAGACCACGUGCACGCUGUCUGCCUCUGACUGGGCCAUCUCCAAGGAUGCCGCGGCUCUUCCGGAGAACCUGUUGGCUGCCCUGGCUGAGAUGGAGGCAGAUGUGCCACGAUCCGUCGUUGACGAUCCAGUAUUGCGUGCAUACCUCGCUGUCUACAAAUCGACAGUGUGUAAGCGCGGAGGAGAAGACGAUGACACACGAGGAGCUGGCGAGCUCGCCCUCCCCGAGGGACAGAGUCCGUGUGGGUCACGAGAUGGCAGCAAAAGGCGAGCAAAGAGUGCAGCAAGCAGGCUGUCGAAGGCGAAGGGAGCCGCAUGGCUCCAGCCUGGCCUCAUGUCUUGGCAAGACCGGGGGAAGGCCUGGUUCUGGCCGCGAAAGGGAGCUGUGCCUCCAAUGGAGACAGCCGUGCUUGCCCUGCUGAAUGGCCAGCCUCCUCCUAUCGAAGCUACAGCUCAGGCCGCUGCUGCGGCACGCCAGCAAUUUGCUUUGUAUCAUGGCAGCAUACUUGUUGGCACCUGGAGCUUCUGGCUCCUUUUCAUCACGUGCCAUCAGCUCGUCGGAGUCUCCGAGCUUGUCAGUACGACUUCCGAACUCAAUAUGGUGCUGUCGAACCUGCGAGUGUCCCCGGCAACGGUUGGACAGUGGAUGUUGACUUCGGCUUCCAAAGAGAGACAUAUCCUCUGCCCGGAGGACGUUGUGAAGCUCUUCACGGUGCGGACGUCACAAUCCUUCUGUCUACGCCUGGCACAGGGAGUCCUUGCCAAGUUCGACAGAGUUUGGUUCAAUGAGUACUUGGUGCGCACCAUCAACAACCAGUCUUAUGCAAUCCGGCAGAAGACGAAGGAUGACAUACUAGUCUCGUGGAGAUAUCUUUGCGAACGUUCUCGGGCAGUUGAGCUCGAAGGCCGGAAUCAUGUUCUGGUCACACGGGUCAACGACCUGGAGGCCAAGAUGGUGGCGACCCAGGAAGACCUGGAGGAAGCGGCUCGGCAGUGGGAGGAGCAGCGCAGUGCUCUGGAAGCCGAUCGGGAUGAGUAUAAGCGCCUCUACGAGAAGUUCCUAGCGGCCCACGAGCGUGCGAUGGCAGAGCUGGAGGAGUCGCAGGGCACGGCCGAGGACCAGGCCAAGAAGCUACAGGUCCUGACUCUAGAGAAGCAUCGCCUCACGGACAAGGUGGAGGAGCUGGAAGAUGACAAGAAGCGAAUGUCCAAGCAGCUGGCAGAACUACGGGACGAGGUGGCCAAGCUGAAAGCAGAGUUGCGGAGGCUGGGUGCUCAGCUUCGUGAGGGUGAGGUGGCUCUGCUCCUAGCCCGCUCGGAUGCGCAGCAGCUCCGGGCAGACGCGAGGAGUUUGGAGGACGUGGUCCCCCUCGAGAGUGAUGGGCCAGCAAGGCCCUCCCAGCGGCGACUUCUCCAGGAAAGCGGCCGUCGAGAGGCAGAGUUGCUGGAUCUGCUUCUGGCUGCAGAGACUACGGCAGAUGCACGGCUGAAGCGUCUGCUUGAGCUCGAGGGUCCUGGAAAUGAGCCUGAUGCAGAGGAGGAGCCAGCAGGUAUGAAGCCAGCUUCGGAAAUAGGUGUUCUGCCAGCAGAGCGGCGAUUGCGCAGACAUGUCGAGAAAGAGCGAGAUGAGCUUCUUACGUUUGCCAGAGAUCUGGACACGGAGCUCGUGAAGGUUAAAACGGAAUGCUACCACACCGUCCGGGAGAUCAAGCAGAAGUGUGCGCAGGAGCUCGAGGACUUCAAGACCACAGAGCUUGCCAAAGUAAAAGCCGACUUCCAGGCGAAGAUCGACGAAAUCACUCGUCAGCGUGACAUGCUCCAGAAGGAAGUUGAGUUGGGGGAGUCCGUCGCUCCGCACUUGCCGACGCUGAACCCGCUGGUCUCGCAGGACCCUUCCAGAAUUUGCGGUGUUUGUCGACGCACAAUCGUUUUCGAAGGUGCUCUGAAGGUGUAUCCUCAGAAAAUCCGUCAGGUCAAGAAAGGAUUGCCGGCCAUGCUGAAGGGUGGUGUUUUGGUGAUCAUGGACGUCAUGAACAAGGAGCAGGCAAAGAUAGCAGAGGAAGCAGGAGCUUGUGCCGUCAUGGCUUUGGAACGCAUCCCAGCGGACAUCCGCCAGAGCAAGGGCGUUGCCCGCAUGUCGGAUCCGAAGAUGAUCAAGGAAAUCGUCAACUCGGUGUCUAUCCCUGUGAUGGCCAAAUGCAGGAUUGGCCAUUUUGUCGAAUCCCAGGUCCUGCAGCAGAUUGGUGUCGAUUGCAUCGACGAGAGCGAAGUCCUGACUGUCGCCGACGAGGGCAACCAUGUCAACAAGACGAAGUUCAAGGUGCCUUUCGUGUGCGGCUGCCGAAACUUGGGCGAGGCGCUGCGCCGCAUCGCCGAAGGCGCCAGCAUGAUCCGCACGAAGGGUGAGGCCGGAACCGGCGACGUCGUGGAGGCGGUGCGCCACAUCCGCACGCUGCACAAGGAGAUGCGAAUGGUGCAGAUGAUGGAUGACGACGAGCUCUUCACCUACGCCAAGGAGAUUGGUGCUCCCAUCGACCUCUUGCAGCAGGUCAAGAAGACAGGAAAGCUGCCAGUUGUGAACUUCGCGGCUGGUGGGGUUGCCACUCCAGCAGAUGCUGCCUUGUGCAUGCAGCUUGGAGUCGAUGGCGUGUUCGUGGGUAGUGGCAUCUUCAAGUCGUCCGAUCCGGCCAAGCGUGCCCGGGCCAUCGUGAAGGCCGUCACGCACUACAACGAUCCUCAGGUGGUGGCCGAGGUCUCGGAGGAUCUGGGAGAGGCAAUGACGGGUAUCAACUGCGAUGGCCUUGUAACACGCUUUGCGGACAGGGAGGGUGGCAACAUGCCUGCGGCCAAGAAGGCCAGGAUGGAGUCUUACGGAGACCACAAAGGCCUUGCAGGCACGGCUUUCUGA